AUGUCGGCAGGGCUGACGGUGAGGAGGUACUGGCACAGCAUGCUGCGACUGGGAGCCUGCUACCAGCAGCUUCAGACUGAGAAGAAGACUUGCAGGAAGGAUAUCGCUGCACUCCAAUCCACCUCUGAGGCUGAGAGAACUGCAAAGGAAUGCUUGAAGGACUGCUUGCCAUCUACUUCAGAGUCAAGCACACCCCCAGGUGCUGCCCAACCCAGCUCCCCAUGGCAGGCUGUCAGCAAUACCUCAGGCAGCUCCCAGCCCAGAUCUGCCUGGAGCACUGAGGGCAGCUGCAGCAUCCACACACAGGCAGCAGAGCCUCCAGCACCCUGUGACACCUGUGACAGCUUCCAGGCUGGCUUUCAAGAGGUCAGGAAAGCCAUCAUCAGCAUCUGCCAGAGCCAGAACAUCCCCUCAGCUCUAAGCAGGUUCCAGGAGGUGGUGGAGGGCACUGAGGGGAGAAGGAUCCUCUCUGCAAGUGAUGUGAGCUACUGGGUCUCGGAGCAAAGCAAAGACCUCUCAUGCAUCAACAAACACCUCCACACACUGCUGGAGCAGCUCAGCCCUCUGAAGUCUGAGCUGUCAGAGUCAAAGAAGGAGAAGGAUGAGCUGCAGAAGCAGGUGGAGGACUUUGCUCGGCUGCUUCAGGUGGAGAAGGAGACCCAAGCACGGCAGAGGAAGGAGGCUGAACAGAGCCUAGAAGUAAAGAACAAAGAGCGUUUGGAGGCUGUAGCCAGGCUGGAGCAGGACAAGGAUGAUCUACGGAGAGGAGCUGCUCUGCUGGAAGAGCGAAUCUCUGCCCUAAAGGAAGCACUGGCCAUGAAGCAGGCUGCUGUGCAGGAGCUGGAGGCAACCAAGCAAACUUUGCUGGAGGACUUGAAGACUGCGAUGGUGGCCAGGAGCCGGAUGCUGGAGCUGGAGGAGGAGGUGCAGCUGCUCACCAGACAGCGGGACAGCCUGGGCCAGGAGCUGAGUGCAGUCACUACCCAGCUGGAGAAGGAGAAGGCCAAAGUGGAGAGCACACUGAGGCACGAGAAGUCCCUGCAGGCCAAGCAGAGCACCCUGCUGCAGCAGCUGGACAGCCUGGACCAGGAGCGUGAGGAGCUGCAAGCUAGCCUGGGGGAGGCUGAGGAGAACAGAGCCCGGAUGGCAGAGCAGCUGCAGGAGAGCCAGAAGCAGAAGGAACAGAGCAUGCACCAGCUACGAGUGCAGCAGGAGUUGCUGGACACGUUGCAGCAGGAGAAGCUGAGCCUGGAGCAGUGCAUCUCCAAGCUACGGGAGAAUGUCUCUGGGCUGGAGGAGCAGACAAAGGAGCUGAAGGAGCGGGAGAAACUCCUGGUGUUCUUCCCUGAGCUCCACAUCCCCGUUGAGACACAGUUUGAGAGUAAGGCACAGGGCAGCGGGCAGCAGUGCCUGCUUUUGCAGCAGCGGGCUUGUACCUCUGGGGUCUCCUGGAGCUCAGGCGGAAUCCUGUCAGCCCUGGGCACAUUGGUGUCACUUGUGUAA
Lagopus leucura (white-tailed ptarmigan) is the source of this 1503-nucleotide messenger RNA. RefSeq names its product coiled-coil domain-containing protein 157-like. NCBI's taxonomy places the organism in Eukaryota, Metazoa, Chordata, Aves, Galliformes, Phasianidae. The transcript is spliced from 6 exons. The record is from RefSeq and is a predicted model, not a curated record. The coding region runs from base 1 to 1503 and encodes 500 amino acids.